Messenger RNA from Acinonyx jubatus (cheetah), 2186 nucleotides. RefSeq names its product CD99 molecule (Xg blood group) (gene CD99). Lineage: Eukaryota; Metazoa; Chordata; Mammalia; Carnivora; Felidae. The coding region runs from base 93 to 587 and encodes 164 amino acids. Gene Ontology annotation, biological process: positive regulation of neutrophil extravasation; T cell extravasation; homotypic cell-cell adhesion. The record is from RefSeq and is a predicted model, not a curated record. The transcript has 9 exons.
UCCGCGCGCCCCGCCCCAGGGGCACUCCCGCCGCCGCCGCCCGCGCGUGCCACUCCCGGGACGGUUCCUGCGCGGCGCCCGCCGGCCGCACCAUGGCUCCCCGGGCCGCCGUCGCGCUGCUGCUGGUCGGCCUGCUCGGCACGCUGGUGCCCGCUCGGGGCCAGGAUUUCGAUUUGUCGGAUGCCCUCGACGACAGUAACAAGAAACCCACAGCGCCCCCCAAGAAGCCCAGCACAGACAGUUCGGACUUGAAUUUGGAAGAUGCCCUCGGCGGGGGAGGAAGCCACGACCCAGUACCACCUAAACCACCCAAACCGAAGCCUAACCCAGACCCCAAGCAGCCUGGAUCUUCCGGUGGCUUCUCAGACUCCGAUCUCCUCGAUGGAACCUCAGAUGCAGGGGGCGGUGGCGAUGGCCCCGGCGGUGGAGGCCCGAGGCCUGAUGGGGAGGAGCAGGCUGACUCCCCUGGGGUGGUCCCUGGCAUCGUGGGGGCCGUCGUGGUGGCCGUGGCUGGGGCAAUUUCUAGCUUUAUCGCCUACCAGAAGAAAAAAUUGUGCUUCAAAGAAAACGACCAGCCGAGGAUGUAGGCACGCACAGAACGCCCCGUGCAGGCCCGAAGACGUUCCCGCGUGGUCAGUGUUUGUCCGCUAAGCCUCAGAGCCGAGCACUUGCCCCUGUCCGUAUGCCUAGUCGGUCGCCGCGGUGAGGGGGUCGUCCCCGGCCGGGGUGUGUGUUUCCUGCCUUCCAGAUGCACGGAGGCUCGUCAUGUUGUCUUAGGUCCCACGCAUAGGUAGCCUCACGAUGUGUGGAAGAAGGCGCAGAUUUUCUUUUAAGCUUGAAUUCACUGCCAGGGAAGAGUGGCGGGGGGUUGAGGGGUCGGCCGUACAACAUCACCACGUUCCUGACCGUCGAGUUCCUGUUUGCUAGCCACCCGGGCAGGAGGGCAGGGAGCUGCCCCCCGCGGUCCCUGGAGGGUCCCCAGACAUGGCCGGCCCGGGUCACCGGGUUUCUACGUCCCCGUGCAACUUGGAACCUCUGAUUUUGCAGCUUGUGGGGUUUUCUGGCGCAUUGCCCCCACUCUGUGUCCAAGGAAGCAGUUUCCAGCUGUCUCUCUGACCAGGCUUCGUAAAAGGGGUGAAUGCCCCCCCUUCCCUAAAAACCCCAGGAUGUUACAAUCGGGAGUCAGUCGGCUGAUGGUCUGAGUGGAGGGUCUGUGUGGCCCCAAGAGCAAAGCCUUCAGUGGGACCUACAAUCAGGCACUGCUGGGCCGUGCUCCUGACUGCUCCCCGGGAGCCUCGGUUGGGGUUCUGAGUGCUCAGUGUGUGUGAUAGAAAUAGUCCUCGGGCUUGGGGACCGCUCCCCCAGCCUGCCCCAAAGCUGCAGUGUCUCUAACGGCUUACACGGCGACACGUGGUCCCUUAACGUCCUGGAGGUGACGAUGAACGGUGCCUGUGUGCAAUCCGGGGUCCCCUCAGGGGCCUGCAGCAUGGGGGGCCCGGGGACAGGUGCCCGGUGUUUCCAGGGUAGGUAUGCGUCCCCCUGGAGAGGGGAAUGUGGCCGUGCGUCCCUGCCCUUGACAAGGCCUGGGCCUCCCUGCCCGGGGUUGGCCUCCCCACGGGCCACACUGAUCUCCGGGGGGUUUUGCAAGAGGCUAGAGCUGCCAUCUGGGAAAACCACCCUGGGGCUUUGGGGUUUUGUCCUGCGGCCCCGCCCACCCGGGUGUGGGCUGAAUCACAGCCAACACCACCCACGGGGCCUGGCUUCCUGCUCCACCCCUCCCCCCGCCUUGUGCGUGCGGAUUUUGGGGGUCAGGACGCACCCCUGCUCCCAAGACCGCAGACCCCGCCCUGUGCCACACGGCGUCCAGCCCACGCACCCCCCGACCGCGGCCCCUACGCGAUGCCUUCGGAACGUCCUGCAAAGCUGGCAUCCUGUGACCACACGCGCCCGAGCCUCAGACGCCCUGUUACGUGUCGCCGACAACCGUCGCCCCACGUGGACGUUCCCGCUAGGAUUCCUCACUGUGCCUUGUGGGCGUUUUGCAGGCACACCCCCCCCCCCCCCCCAGCGUGAGCGGUUCCUCUGCGACCUGCCGUGGAUGUUGAGGCCCCCCUGUCGCCGAAAACGUGCCCCUUGCGCUCCUGAGCGAGGCCACCGUCAGGAAAUAAACGCUUUUUGCCCGCGAA